This is a messenger RNA of Penaeus vannamei (Pacific white shrimp), 1506 nucleotides long. Its product is annotated as CD63 antigen. Lineage: Eukaryota; Metazoa; Arthropoda; Malacostraca; Decapoda; Penaeidae. Gene Ontology annotation, cellular component: plasma membrane. The record is from RefSeq and is a predicted model, not a curated record.
CAGAACGUCCGGUUGACAAGCAGUCGCCAGUUUCAAUCAGAGUGUGAGAGAAGGAAGAGUCGCUGAUACUAACUACUAUAAAAAUGGCGGAAAGUAAUUUAGGAUGUGGCCCACUCACGAUCAAGUACCUGGUCUUCAUCUUCAAUUUCAUCUUCUUCCUGUCCGGGAUCAUCCUGAUUUCUGUAGGGGUCGUCGCCCAAGUCUUCUUCAGCUCGUACCUGCAGUUCUUUGAUGGCAAGUUUGAGACCCCUGCUAUUGGCCUCAUCAUCUUGGGCACCAUCAUCCUGGUAGUUUCCUUCUUUGGAUGCUGCGGAGCCAAGAAGGAGAAUGUCUGCAUGCUGCGUACGUUCUCCAUGCUGAUGGUAAUGGUGCUGCUGUGUGAGAUUGCUGCUGGUAUUACUGUGGCUGUCAUGCGACCACAGGUGGAGCAGCUGGUCAAGAAGAACAUGGAUGACACCAUGGAGCAAUACGGCAGCCCCAAGAGCCUCGUCACCAAGACAUGGGAUGAUCUGCAGAAGAACUACCAUUGCUGUGGAACAAACAACUACACUGAGUGGGAAGGGACAACCUUUGGAAAGAAUGUCACUGGAGUACCUGACACGUGCUGCAAGAUAAUUUCAACAGGAUGUGGCCAUAAUGUGUUCUCCGUCAACAAGACGGAAACCAUCUUCACUGAUGGUUGCUACACGGCCCUCAACGACUCGGCAAUGCGCAACAUUGGUGCCAUUAUUGGAGGUGCAAUUGCCCUUGCCCUGCUGCAGAUGGUUGGCGUUUGGAUGUCACACUGUCUAGUACGAGCAGUGAAGGAGCGGUACGAAAUCUUGUAAACGGCAAACAGAAUUAUUCCCCUUAACAGUAUUACGAAACGGCUGGCUUCCAGACUGCUGUGCCAUACACGCAUAUAGGAAGGGGCUAUUGGUCACAUGAAAGACUGAUCUUAUGCAAGACCAUUUGGCAUAUAUUUCAUGGUUCUUAUCCUUUUUAUUUUGACCUGUGAAUUUUUCUUGACCUGUUCUUCAUCAGGAAAGGAUUCCAUAAUGAAACUAGUCUAGGUUUUAGUGGUACAGAUCGUGUAAAUGUCUGAGUAUUGUAUUUUCUGAGGGUAUAUAUCUAAGAAUUUUGGGGGAUUUUACUGAUAAAAGACCAAUUUUCAUAUUUAUCCAUGAAAUACCAAUUUGGUGCCAGUUAAAUUAAAGGUUCACAUACAAGAAGCUUAUAUGAAGAGUUGUGAGCAUGGCCAGGGAAAGAGUAUUUUUCUAGUGAUUCUUUGAUUGUGUGAUGUUUCCUAUGUGAUAUGGAGUUUAAGCCUGAAAAUUAGAUACAUAAGUUUUUAAUAUAUGAGUGGUAGUGAUUUUAAGAGUGUGAAAAGGGUUAUUUUAUAUAGUCUGUAAUGGGAAGGGAGACUAGAAAAGCAAGGAAUUUAAACAUUUAUUCAAACUUCUAGAUGUAUCAGUGUAAUGGAUUGUUCUCUUCUGUGUACUCUCCUAAUAAAAUGUUCAGAUCUAU